Messenger RNA from Chara braunii, 3358 nucleotides. NCBI's taxonomy places the organism in Eukaryota, Viridiplantae, Streptophyta, Charophyceae, Charales, Characeae. The record is from the annotation of a GenBank genome assembly.
CGAUUGCAUCGACUGUCAACGGUGGAGAGACACGCGCCAUGGAGACAGAGGACAUUCUGAAGGGUUUUGCAGAUGGCAGCAAGGAAGGGAAUUCGGCUGGAGGGAACAACGCAGACUGUGCAGAGGCGCUUGCGACAAUAUGUGCACAGACUGCAGAGAUGAUGGGUGGUGGUGAUGAAACAGAGAAUGAUGCAGGAGGGAACACUUGUGAGACGAAAACGGUUGGGGAAGACAGAGAGGAGGGAGGUCUGGGAAGCAGGGAAUCUCUGACAGGGUGUAUUGUGAAAGAUGAAAAUGUGGUGAAGACAUCAGCAGGAGAAGAGUACCCAUACGACGUCAAUUGGGUGUCGGGUCGGAGUACGGCGUGCCACGAGAGCGAUGCGAGGAGGGAUCCUAGGUGGGGUUGGGUGCCAUGUGUGAUCCCGAUUCCAUGUGGCCGUGUGAGGAUGAUGAUGCGUGAUGCCAUGGAAAAUGUUUGGAACACGUAUUAUGUGAAUGGCAACUUCUCCUUCAGGCACCUCGACAGGGAGGUCUCAGAAGACGAGAAGAAGGCAAUGACAUGUCCUACCCAUACUGCUGGCUGUUUUUUCUCGCCGCUUCGGAACCCUGUGGAGUUGGAGAUGGUUGAAGGGAAAAUUUUCACUGGUGAGGAUGACAGCACAUACACGCAUGCAAGAGGGCAGGAAGCCACGUAUGAUGGACUAUGCUCGCAGAUAUGGGACCAUGUCACAAUGAGGACUGACGUUCUGUCCGCCAUGGACAUUGGGGCCCGUGUCAUCCCUGAAGGACAGUUGCAGCAGCAUAUGGCCCCUGAAAAGUAUGAUUAUCGUGUCAAUUGGGUCCCAGGAUGUUUGCAUCCUGCAGUGGUUGAUGGCAAGGUGACGAUGGCAGCAAGACUGCAAUCAAGGCAUUGGCUCCCAUUGGGAUGGAUUGUGGAGCAUUGGCAGUUCCUCGUGGUUCUGACACGUGUCUCAAUUUUCAAUGUGAAUGUAAAGGACCACGUGCUGGUGGUUGAACAUGCAAAGCACUGUUGGGAGGAGAUAAGGGAGGAGGAGCGUCAGAUGGUGUGCGCGGGUUAUGACUCCAUGGCUGACCAAGGGAUGUGGUCCAUGGUUGAGGGGAGUUGUACGGGCCAAGAGCACGACGACGGUCAGAACAGAUACAUGGCUCACAUUCGCCGCAGACACGGUUGCACGAUUGUUCUUGGUUGGGUCCCGGUCGUAUGUCCCAUGACAUAUGAGCAUGGUGGAGACGUCACCAUGAGAUUCAGAGACCCGCUUGGUGUGCCUUUCCAGCUGACCUACUCAGAUGGACUCCUGCGAGACAUUCGGUAUCUGUCGGAGAAUGACUUGGCAGGUUCAGUGCAGCCAGGCAAGAGGACAGAGAAACGCUCAGAAAUUUCCCGUUUGUUUGCUGAGGUGGAGGCCCAUGUGGUCCUGGUCGCAUCGGGGGGUGCUCUGCCGUUCUUGCGGCUCGUGCGCGAGGUUGUGGAGGAGGACAUUGCUCCGGGUAUGGGAGUGAGGUUUCAGAUGACGACAGUGUGUGCUUUGAUAGAGGCUGCCGAGGCGUCCCUGGUCGCCAAUUUCGAGAACACCAACGAGGUGGCCAUCCAUUCGAAGAGGGUGACGAUCCAGAGAGAAGAGGACGAAAUACAAACCGUACGCAUCAUGUCGAUGUCAGUAGCACAGGUGGAGGCUACUCUUGCAGAGGUAAUGAAGUAUGCAAAGGAGGACGUCCACUACAACGAUGACAGCGAGUUGUCUUUGCUUCAGGACAGGGUGCCGAGGUACUUCAUAGUCGCUGUGGAUAUGAGAUCCACGAUCAUAGCAAACGACGAGGGUUGUGUCAAAGCACGAAUACUCUUGCAACGCUUCAGAGAGUCAUCACAUGUACGUGUGGACAACGAUGAAGAAGACAGUGCAUACAGUCUAAAAGGAGUGGUCAAGUGGAUGUGCAUCGAAGGGAUGUGCGAAGAAGGAGACGUGGAUAUGACAAUGCAGCAGAAAGGGAGGACAUAUACACCUGCGAAUUUCAAGAAGUUGCUGGGCAUUGUGGCAUGGAAUAGGGGAAUGCUGGUUGAUGGGUCAAAUGACGAGUUGAAGAAUGGUGCUGCAGAAAUCUUGGUGUUGCCCAGAAUGAAGAACAUUACACAAACACCGCCAAAAGACUUUCAAGAUGUUCCUGUCAUUGUUGCAGAUGGUGUGGAAUAUAUUCUGCUGGAUCAACUUCUGGACUUCAUGAAAAAGAGUGCCGACGACAGGAACGUCAUCCAUGAGGCGUUGCACGAAGUCAUAGAGUUUGCACUGCAGGUGAAUCUCGUGAGCGAUGAGAGCGAGGACGUCGGGGCCCCCGAGAAUGUAGACGGGGAGGGUGGGAUAUUCGAAGAGCAGCAACCGCAGCCUGUCGAGUCUUUUGACAACUCUCGCAAGCUAGCGGCACAGAUUUUCUCCGCCAGGGGCGGCGUCCGUAUGUCGCAGAGCGACAUAGAUGCUCUCUUGUCACUUCUCACAGACCCGAGAUUCAACACGAGAGACAUCGCCGGCGUCGAGAACCGUCCACCCAAGGCCCCCGAGAAGAGGUCGCAGGAAGACGGAAUGUCAAAGGUGCACCGCAGGACAAAGAAGAGAAUCACGUACAAAAAUGACAGAAUGGUGGAGAUGAUCGAUGUGAGAGCCUCGGACGAUAUGCACAACGCGGCCCGAGAGGAAGCAGAAGAGGAACACGAACAGUCCAUAUCAGAAAAGUCUGACGGGGAGGAGAACGAGGCAACAAGUGACGAGGGAGGUGACAGUGAAACUUUCGACGGACAUUCUCGCGACACUCACGACGCUGAUGACGAGGACGGGAGGAGCAGCGACGGCACAACGCAGGAUGAGGGUGGUGACGGGGCAGGCGAAGAUGACAGAAGCGCGGACGGAAGAGGGAGUUCCUCAUCUCCGGAAAGAAUGGGACGCACGAGGGAACUCGAAAGUGGCGGCGAGGGAGGCGCAGCCGACGCACCCUCCAUUGACAGACAACUAGUGAGGCACGACAACGCAGUUAAAAAAGGUAAACAAAAUGUGCUGCAGUUGCUCCUCUUGCACAACGAUUACGUGGUAACGGCGCAAAGUGAUGACAUUUCCUUAAUGCGAGGAUGUCGCUGUGAUUAACGAACAGUUGAAACGGGCUUUCGAAUUUCGCAUGUGCGAAAAUGGGUGCGAAAUGCCGAGUUCUUAAUAAUAUUUUGUGCGUUGUAAUGUGUGUCUUCCAGCAGAUGGCACGAACUCGCAAAGAAAAGUGUGCGCGAGCAGGGGAGGACAACAACAAGCCAAUCACGAAAGCGGCAUAUUCUCGAAGAAAAUGAAGGACAUACUGUUCC